UUGAGAGGCGUUGCCGCACACCGUCUACUCCUGCGUUAAAUACUAACAACCGCUGUCACAUUUUCAUAGAUUACACAGAUCGCCUCUGUCUGCUGCGCAGUUAUCGUUUGAGUUUAAGAAAUUCCGAAGACCAGAUCCAGCCAUGGCCAAUUACAUUCAUGUCCCCGACGAGGCUCCGGCUGUGCCUAAAAUAGACGUGACAGUUGACGAGACCGACUACAGAUCCGGAGCUCUGAAGCUGAUCAAGGAGCUGAGACCAAACUGGAAGCCAUCUGAGGUCAAAGUGAAGUUUUUCACAGAUGGGAUAACCAAUAAGCUGCUCGGCUGCUAUGUGGGUCCAGUCAUGCAGGAUGUAGUUCUGGUCCGAAUCUAUGGCAACAAAACAGAACUGUUGGUCGACAGAGAGAAUGAGGUGAAAAGUUUUCGAGUACUACAAGCACACCGUUGUGCACCUCGCCUGUACUGUACCUUCAACAAUGGCCUGUGUUAUGAAUUUCUGCAAGGAACUGCCCUAGAGCCAGAGGACAUUCGCAGCCAGUCUGUUUUCAGGCUCAUUGCCAGGCAGCUGGCCAAGUACCAUGUCAUCCAUGCCCACAAUGGCUGGGUGCCUCAGUCCGACCUGUGGUUGAAGAUGGGCAAAUACUUUGCUCUCAUCCCCAAGUACCUGAAGGAGCCUGAGCGGAAUGACAGGUUGUGUAAGGAGGUGCCCAGCCCACGAUGCCUCCGAGAAGAGCUGGUGUGGCUCCAGCAGAGCUUGUCGGUGCUGGGCUCCCCCGUAGUUCUCUGUCACAAUGAUCUGCUUUGCAAAAACAUCAUCUAUAACCAGGAGGCUGGUAAUGUAAAGUUCAUUGACUACGAGUAUGCUGGGUACAAUUACCAAGCCUACGACAUUGGGAACCAUUUUAAUGAGUUUGCUGGCAUUAAUGAGGUGGAUUAUAGUCACUACCCAGAUCGGGCAUUUCAGCUGGAGUGGCUUCGUUCCUACCUGGAAGCCUAUAAGGAGCACAAAGGACAGGGAAGUGAAGUGACUGAUGAAGAGGUGGAGAUCCUUUAUGUCCAAGUCAACCGAUUCGCCUUGGCAUCCCAUUUCUUCUGGGGGCUCUGGGCUCUGAUUCAGGCCAAGUUCUCCACCAUUGACUUUGACUUCUUGGGAUAUGCAGUCCUUCGCUUCACUCAGUACUUCAAGAUGAAACCAGAGGUGGCUGCGCUGAACUUACCAGAAUAAAGCCCCAGUUCCCUCUUUUUUCCUUCAUCUGCUCUUCCUCCCCUCAGCCAGCUCUGUGCCUCCUGUGAUGACUGCACAGCGCCCUCUUGGGGUUGAAUGAAGGAGUCAGACUCAGUCUGUCUCGUUCAGUGCCUCCAGUUUCCUUCUAUCGAUAAAAGGACAGCAAUCUUC
Molecule: messenger RNA, 1396 nt
Organism: Cheilinus undulatus (humphead wrasse)
Lineage: Eukaryota; Metazoa; Chordata; Actinopteri; Labriformes; Labridae
Gene: etnk1
Product: ethanolamine kinase 1
Exons: 8
Coding region: 143-1225 (360 amino acids)
Biological process (GO): phosphatidylethanolamine biosynthetic process
Cellular component (GO): cytoplasm
Molecular function (GO): ethanolamine kinase activity
Source: RefSeq, a predicted model, not a curated record